AUGGAUAGUAAACCAGAAAUCAUUACCGGCGAGACUCAACGAGGAUCCGCUCCCAGCGGCAAGAAACCCCAACGAAAAGGCGCGAAGAACCGAAAAUUCGAGAAGUUCCGCACCAAGAAGAACCAAGAGUUUCAGGUCCAGCUAACCGCGUCAUUACUCAAGCGGUUGCAUGUGUCGGACCCAACUACAGUCAGCGCCAUCAAGUUACGCUCUAGUGUGGCACCGGCGGCCGUUCCUAUCACCUUUCGGGCUUUGCCCAGAUUCGUCAGCGCAUUAUGGCGCCGUAUGGUAUCUAUUGGGACACGACCAUUCAGCCAAUUAGUGAACGAAGUCAUGAUGCUUGCAGAGGCUAAAGUUGCCUGUGCACAAAUGAAAUGCACUAAUCCACCCAGCAUAUGCCCUUUAAACGACAAUGUAGUUCCAAAAGAAGCAACUUCAACAAACGCAGCAUCUGAAAGUUGUACUUCAAAACUUGAACUCACAGUAGACGACAUUUUAAAAACACCCAAAGCUUUAGGACGUCCAGAGAGGUCAAGAAAAAGAGACUCUAGUGCGAAAUGCUUAACACUGACUAAUGAAAAUGUUAUGCAAGAAGAGCUUCAGUCUCAGCCUUCCACUUCGAGUAAAUCUGCAUCUAAAACAAAAAAAAGUAAAGAAGAAGAUGAUUGGGAGUGUGGCUUAUGUGAAGUCUUAUACUCAACAUAUUUGACUAUAUUCACAGUUUCCAAAAUAUCACUAUAUUUCCUAUCUACUAUCACCAAUCUACCGGACUAUGUCGCCAACUUACCUUAG
Molecule: messenger RNA, 792 nt
Organism: Parnassius apollo (apollo)
Lineage: Eukaryota; Metazoa; Arthropoda; Insecta; Lepidoptera; Papilionidae
Source: the annotation of a GenBank genome assembly